AUGGACAAUUGCUCCAGGGUAACUGAGUUUAUCCUCAUGGGUUUUAUUGAUACAUGGGAACUAAGACUUCUGCAGUCCCUGUUAUUCCUUAUGAUGUAUUUGACCACUCUAAUAGGUAAUAUCCUCAUUGUCACUACCACUACACUUGAUCAGAAACUUCACACACCCAUGUAUUUCUUUCUGAGGAAUUUGUCUCUUGUAGACAUGUGCUAUAUCUCUGUCACUGUCCCCAAUGCCUGUGUCAGUUCUCUCACUGAUAAUAAGGCCAUUUCAGUGGCUGGCUGUGCUUCUCAGAUCUUUCUGGUCAUUUACUGUGCAUAUGUGGAACUUCUGUUUCUCACCAUCAUGGCCCAUGAUCGCUAUGUGGCCAUCUGCCAGCCCCUUCACUACCCUGUCAUCAUGAACCACGGAUUCUGUGUCUGGACAACACUGGCCUCCCUGCUCACUGGUUUCAUUUAUGCUGGUGUGCACACUGGCUACACAUUCCGACUGUCCUUCUGUCAGUCUAAUGUGGUCCAUCAGUUCUUCUGUGAUGUACCCUCUCUGCUGAGGAUCUCCUGCUCUGACACCUUCAGCAAUGAGCUUGUAAGUUUUAUUACCAUCAUGGGAGUUGGUGGUAGCUGCAUUAUCUUCAUCAUAAUAUCCUACAUUCAUAUAUUUUCUACUGUACUCAAGUUUUCAACCAGAGAGAGAAGAAAGGCCUUUUCCACCUGUAUCCCUCACAUCAUUGUUGUCUCUGUCUUUCUCAGUUCUGGCAGCUAUGUGUACCUAAAGCCUUCAGUUACCUCAGAAACUAUUCAGGACAUGAUUUUUUCUGUAUUUUAUGCUAUAGUUCCUCCAUUGUUGAAUCCUAUUAUUUAUAGUCUUAGAAACAAACAGAUAAAGGACGCUGUGAGGAAAGUAAUAUUAAGACAAUUUUAUUCAGAAAAAUGA
This is a messenger RNA of Erinaceus europaeus (western European hedgehog), 933 nucleotides long. RefSeq names its product olfactory receptor 14C36-like. The transcript has a single exon. The coding region runs from base 1 to 933 and encodes 310 amino acids. Gene Ontology annotation, molecular function: olfactory receptor activity; odorant binding; G protein-coupled receptor activity. NCBI's taxonomy places the organism in Eukaryota, Metazoa, Chordata, Mammalia, Eulipotyphla, Erinaceidae. The record is from RefSeq and is a predicted model, not a curated record. Gene Ontology annotation, cellular component: membrane. Gene Ontology annotation, biological process: G protein-coupled receptor signaling pathway.